Ceratotherium simum simum (southern white rhinoceros) is the source of this 2281-nucleotide messenger RNA. It is a transcript of the gene RIC8A, whose product is annotated as RIC8 guanine nucleotide exchange factor A. Gene Ontology annotation, molecular function: guanyl-nucleotide exchange factor activity; G-protein alpha-subunit binding. Gene Ontology annotation, biological process: G protein-coupled receptor signaling pathway. The record is from RefSeq and is a predicted model, not a curated record. NCBI's taxonomy places the organism in Eukaryota, Metazoa, Chordata, Mammalia, Perissodactyla, Rhinocerotidae. Gene Ontology annotation, cellular component: cytoplasm; plasma membrane.
GGCCGGCGGAUUCAGGCCCGGGGCUGCGGAGCCACGUCCCGCCUUCCGGGCGCCAGGUGCUGGAGACGCCAUGGAGCCCCGGGCGGUGGCCGAUGCCGUGCAAACGGGGGAAGAGAACAUGGUUAUGGGGGCUCUGCUCGCUUACAACCGGGAGAACUCCCAGAGCUUCACAUUCGAUGACGCCCAGCAGGAGGACAGGAAGAGACUGGCGGAGCUGUUGGCGUCGGUCCUGGAGCAGGGCUUGCCACCGUCCCGCCGCGUCACCUGGCUGCAGAGCAUCCGCAUCCUGUCCAGGGACCGCAGCUGCCUGGACCCAUUUACCAGCCGCCAGAGCUUGCAGGCAUUUGCCUGCUAUGCUGGGAUCUCCGCCUCCGGGGGCUCGGUCCCCGAGCCCCUGGACAUGGACGUUGUCCUCGAGUCCCUCAAGUGCCUGUGCAACCUCGUGCUCAGCAGCCCGGUGGCACAGGUGCUGGCAGCAGAGGCUCGCCUGGUGGUGAGACUCGCAGAGCGCGUAGGGCUGUACCGCAAGAGCAGCUUUCCACACGACGUCCAGUUCUUUGAUUUGCGCCUUCUUUUCUUGCUAACUGCGCUUCGCACCGACGUGCGCCUGCAGCUGUUUCAGGAGCUGCGGGGAGUGCACCUGCUGACAGAUGCGCUGGAGCUGACCCUGGGAAUGAGCCCGGAAGAGAGCCCCCCUGCGCUCCUUCCUCCCCAGGAGACUGAGCGGGCCAUGGAAAUUCUCAAAGUGCUUUUCAACAUUACUUUCGACUCCAUAAAGAGAGAGGUGGACCAGGAAGAUGCUGCCCUUUACCAGCACCUGGGAACCCUUUUGCGGCACUGUGUGAUGAUCACUGCUGCUGGAGACCGUACAGAGGAGUUCCACGGGCACACGGUGAACCUCCUGGGGAACUUGCCUCUCAAGUGUCUGGACGUCCUCCUCACCCUGGAGCCACAUGAAGGCUCCCUGGAAUUCCUGGGAGUGAACAUGGAUGUGAUUCGUGUCCUCCUUAGCUUCCUGGAGAAGCGUCUGCAUCAGACGCAUAGGCUGAAAGAGAGCGUGGCUCCUGUGCUGAGUGUGCUGACAGAGUGUGCCCGCAUGCACCGCCCCGCCAGGAAGUUCCUGAAGGCCCAGGUGCUGCCCCCACUGCGGGACGUGAGGACCCGGCCCGAGGUGGGGGAGCUGUUACGGAACAAGCUCGUUCGCCUCAUGACACACCUGGACACCGACGUGAAGAGGGUGGCAGCUGAGUUCCUCUUCGUCCUGUGCUCGGAGAGCGUGCCCCGGUUCAUCAAGUACACAGGCUACGGGAACGCCGCUGGUCUCCUGGCUGCCAGGGGCCUCAUGGCCGGGGGCCGGCGUGAGGGCCAGUACUCAGAGGACGAGGACACGGACACAGACGAGUAUAAGGAAGCCAAGGCCAGCAUAAACCCAGUGACCGGGAGGGUGGAGGAAAAGCCACCAAACCCCAUGGAGGGCAUGACGGAGGAGCAGAAGGAGCAUGAGGCCAUGAAGCUGGUGAACAUGUUUGACAAGCUCUCCAGGCACAGAGUCAUCCAGCCCAUGGGGAUGAGUCCCCAGGGUCAGCUGACGUCCCUGCAGGAUGCCAUGUGCCAGACCAUGGAGGGGCAGCUCUCCUCAGACCCCGACUCGGACCCCGAUUGAGAACAGCCACUGUUCUACUCCCCCUUCAGAACUGGUGCUGCUUCCAGACAUGUCCAUGCGGCUGUGACUGGGGGAAGCCACAGCCCUCUCUCCACCUUCUCCUUACUCCCAAAGUCCUGUUCACAAUUUGCCUCUGGUCCAGUUUCUUACCUCUAGGACUGCGAGGGUCUUGUCCUGCUACAGCUCUGGGAACUCGGCCUUGAUUUUCACAAACGAAGUGGUUUGUUUUAUGUGCGCAGGGGCUGCUGCCUGAGGGCAGAGCUACCUGGAUGCACAAAGGAGCGGGAGGCUGAGGGCUGAGCCUGGGUGCGUGCAGACGCAAGCACUUCCACAGCUGGCCCAGAACCGGUGUGUUGGGCAAGCGCUACCUUUCACAGGGGAAAAGAACCUGCUAGAACUUUAUAUAGCAGUGUCAGAAACAGACUUCCACAGUAUGCUCUGCUCACUCUUUGCCCACUGAGCACAGGGUGGGUGGGCUCUUGUGCAUUCUUGGUCCUGGCUCAGCCACCUGCUGUAGUGUCCACAGCACCCGAGUUCUCACCAGUGGUGACAGGUGAAUCUUGAGCCUUCCCACUGGCUUAGAGCAUAAAUACACGAAGGAAAACGCCCCUUGUGAAA